UCAACCAUGAACCAUCUGUUAUAUUUACACCUUGAAGGUGAUUUUAAACCCAAUAAGAGCUUGAAUAAGUUGGUUGGUCAAGAUCAUCAAUGGAGGACCAUUCCGUACCAGUGUUGUUCUUUACUGCUUUUAUCAUACUGCUAUCAAAUUGUGCUGCACUUGAUACCAUCUAUGCAAAUCAACCAAUCAAAGAUGGUGAAACCAUUAUAUCUGAAGGAGAGAUGUUUGAAUUGGGCUUUUUCAGCCCCGGAAAAUCGAUGAAUCGAUACUUGGGGAUAUGGUACAAGAAGAUAUCAAACCGCACUGUCGUUUGGGUUGCUAACCGGGACAGUCCGGUUAAUGACACAUCAGGCAUGUUCAAAGUCAGUAGCAAUGGAAACCUGCAGAUUCUCAGUGGUAGCAACACUCUGGUGUGGUCAUUCAAUUCAACGGUACCUAGGCGGAGUUAUAACCUAGUGGUGGUGGUGCAGCUUCUAGAUACUGGAAAUCUUGUUGUGUGGGACAGCGGCAGCCAAAAUCUGAUCUGGCAAAGUUUUGAUUACCCCGGUGACACAUUGCUAGCAGGAAUGAAAAUCGGGAAGGAUUUGGUAACAGGUUUAGAGUGGUUCAUGACAUCUUGGAAGAGUCCUGAUGAUCCUUCUAUAGGUGUGUAUCAUAAUAGAGUUGACAUAAAUGGAUAUCCAUGAAUUUACGGGAUGCAAGGUCAAGUU
Messenger RNA from Helianthus annuus (common sunflower), 710 nucleotides. RefSeq names its product G-type lectin S-receptor-like serine/threonine-protein kinase At4g27290. NCBI's taxonomy places the organism in Eukaryota, Viridiplantae, Streptophyta, Magnoliopsida, Asterales, Asteraceae. The record is from RefSeq and is a predicted model, not a curated record. The coding region runs from base 90 to 686 and encodes 198 amino acids. The transcript has a single exon.